UGUCUAUGGCUACAGUCCUGCGUAUGGUGGGAUACGGUGUGCAGGUGGCGUAGCAGCUUGCGGGUGGCAGUUAGCACACAUGGCCGUCAACCACCGCUUGCAUACAGUUACUUACUAUCCGAUUAUUGCAUACGAGCCUCCUAUGCAACGGCUCGUAUGCAAAUCGUGGAAAUUGUCUUUGUCUUCCGAACUGAGCUACUUUGCACAGGAAAUUCUACGUAUAUAACGCAAUGUACACUGUACUGGUAUUCAUGAUAAUUUUUAAUUAUUGUUGUAUACUUACACAGUAUUGUGCACUUGUUGAGUGUGUGUAGUAUUGUACUUUUGGUUACCGUAUACUAUUCCUCAUCUGCACAAUGUUUCGCUCUCCUAUCUAUACUACGAUUAACAUGUUCGCGUACUUGGCUGACCAGCCCGACGACGCCAAGACCAUCAUCCUCGAUGAAUUUCCUUUUAGCGAUUUCCUCGACGUGCCGCUCUUGCGCUUUACGAAUCUGCGUUGCCUGUCGGCCAAUUUUUGUGGAGUGAAGUCGGUCCUUGGACUGCCACCGCUGCCCCACCUGACCCAACUGCAGCUCAACGACAACCAGCUGGGAUACAACCCGGACACACCCAAUUUCGAGUUGCUGGCAACCGCGACACCGAACCUGAAGCGGCUCACUUUGGCGAACAACGGGAUCACCAGCCACGACAUUCUGAAGCCUUUGAAAGACUUGCCGGCCCUUUACGCGGUGGACCUUGGCUACAACAGCGUGAACCGCACCCACUACCGCCAGCUCAUCGAUGCCGUGCCGCAGGUUAUGCACUGGGAUGAAGACGGUGGAGAGACCGACUGCGACAGCGAUGAAGAAAUGGAAGGGUCGGACAAAGGCGACGGGGAUGAAGAGGAUGACGAUGCGUCGAUGGCCGAUUCAGACCGCACUUGGUUGUUGUCGGAUGAUGACGACGUGGACGUGAUCCCAGAUUCGGCAUCCGAAUCGGACAUGGACGAAGACGAUGACGACGCCAUCCGAGAUUCGGCAUCCGAAUCGGACAUGGACGCCAGCAGUCACCAGGACGAAGACGCUGACGACGUCAUUAUGUUGAAUUAG
Messenger RNA from Paramacrobiotus metropolitanus, 1091 nucleotides. Its product is annotated as acidic leucine-rich nuclear phosphoprotein 32 family member B-like. NCBI's taxonomy places the organism in Eukaryota, Metazoa, Tardigrada, Eutardigrada, Parachela, Macrobiotidae. Gene Ontology annotation, cellular component: nucleus. Bases 357 to 1091 code for a protein of 244 amino acids. Gene Ontology annotation, molecular function: histone binding. The transcript has 3 exons. The record is from RefSeq and is a predicted model, not a curated record.